Messenger RNA from Heterostelium album PN500, 1026 nucleotides. Its product is annotated as RNA-binding region RNP-1 domain-containing protein. Bases 1 to 1026 code for a protein of 341 amino acids. Gene Ontology annotation, cellular component: cytosol. Gene Ontology annotation, molecular function: mRNA binding. NCBI's taxonomy places the organism in Eukaryota, Evosea, Eumycetozoa, Acytosteliales, Acytosteliaceae. The transcript has 7 exons. The record is from RefSeq and is a predicted model, not a curated record.
AUGCAAUCUAUUCAACAACCACAACAGAAUAUUGGAUUCAAGGUAUUUGUAGGUCAUAUCCCCCUCUCUUUCAAAGAGGAGGAACUCUCUGGAAUCUUUGAAAAGUUUGGAAAUAUUUUGAAUAUUUCUAUCAUUAAAGACAAGCGUACCAAUGUUCCAAAAGGAUGCGCAUUCAUUAGUUUCUCAACAAAGGAAGAAGCAGAUCUCGCCAUCAACACUGUCAACUCAAGCAAUCAAUUCCUUGGAGAUGUAACCAAGCCACUCCAAGUCAAAUACUCUGACAAUGAAAUUGAAAAGAUGGAGAGAAAGCUUUUCAUCGGAAUGUUGGGUUCCGCCGAUGAAGAUACUGUUACCAGUGUCUUUGGCAAGUACGGUGCAAUCGAAGAGUUAACUAUCGUCCGUGAGAAGGAAGGACGUCCAAAGGGAUACGGUUUCAUCAAAUUCUCUGCAAGAGAAGAAGCCGAGGAUGCCAUCAGAGAAUUAGAUGGAAAACACACUUUUGCUGGUUCAUCCAUCCCACUCAUUGUCAAGUUUGCUGACACCGAAAGACAAAAGCGUAAGAAGCAAUUGAUGAACACACAAACUCAACCACAAAAUACAUGGGGUGGUGGAGGAAACAACUUUUAUCAACAACCAAAUCAACAACAAUUCCCAAUGUAUUAUGAUAACAUGAAUAUGCACCAACACCAAGUUAACAACAAUCCAUUCCAACGUUAUCAACCAAGAUCCACCAAUGUUUAUCAAAUGAAUCAACAAUACAACGAAUUUCAACAAGAAUCAAGUGAUUUGUUUAUUUACUAUUUGCCACAAAACUAUGGAGAUUUGGAACUCAAGAUGUUGUUCCAAACCUACGGAAAUGUUAUCAGUGCUAAAGUCUUUAUUGAUAAAGCUACUAAUCAAUCUAAAUGCUUUGGUUUUGUUACUUAUGACAACCCACAAUCAGCUCUCAAUGCUAUCAAUGAUUUGAAUGGUUUUGCAAUUGAAGGAAAGAAGCUUAAGGUCAACUUCAAGAAAGAGAGAAACUAA